UAGAGUGAGGCGAGAGAGAUAGAACACUCAUUCCGAUCGCCGGAGCCAUUUAUAGGCAUCCAUGCCCGUUGAGCAGAAAUGGAGGAUGUGGGGCCGGCGACGCGUCCGAGAGCCGGAGCAGACAUCCGCCUCCUCUUCCUCCGCUGCGGAGGCGGAGGCCGAGGAAGAGAGGUCCUUCGGCAGACGGUGCGGCAGUCUCGUGAAGGAGCAGAGGGCUCGGUUCUACAUCCUCCGCCGCUGCCUCGCCAUGCUCGUCUGCUGGCACGACUGUUCCGAUUCCUAGCUCCGGCCAUCAACUACCGUCAUUAUCAUCAUCAGCGCCUCCUCCUUCUUCACUGCGGCCGUCGCUGCUGUCGCUGCCGCUAUGCCCCUGGCCACCACCGUGAGGAUACUCUCUGAAGUGCCCCCAGAAACAAGUAAACAGGAGUUGUGGAUAUAUAAGAUUAGAAAGAAGAACUGCUUCUUUUUCUAGUCAAGAGAACCAUUUGUUAUAUUUACUCUAUUAUUAAUGAACAUGAUCUGCUAUAACUUCUGCAA
Nymphaea colorata (pocket water lily) is the source of this 537-nucleotide messenger RNA. Its product is annotated as small polypeptide DEVIL 1-like. The record is from RefSeq and is a predicted model, not a curated record. Bases 62 to 283 code for a protein of 73 amino acids. NCBI's taxonomy places the organism in Eukaryota, Viridiplantae, Streptophyta, Magnoliopsida, Nymphaeales, Nymphaeaceae. The transcript has a single exon. Gene Ontology annotation, biological process: negative regulation of cell population proliferation.